This is a messenger RNA of Vanrija pseudolonga, 1365 nucleotides long. RefSeq lists its product as uncharacterized. The record is from RefSeq and is a predicted model, not a curated record. The transcript is spliced from 2 exons. The coding region runs from base 1 to 1365 and encodes 454 amino acids. Lineage: Eukaryota; Fungi; Basidiomycota; Tremellomycetes; Trichosporonales; Trichosporonaceae.
AUGGCAUCGCCCAUCACGCCGCCUGCCGACACAACCGAGUCCCAAGUCUUCCCGGCCGAGAUUCUCGGAAUGAUCUUCAACGUCUCGACCUUCCCGACACAAAUCGCGUUCCGCGACAUCAAUAAGGCCUGGUGCCAGUUCGUCGGCAAGCGGUUUUUCAAGCAUGCGGUCGCUUGGACUGCCGACCGGCUCAACUCUGGCAUCACUUUCAGGGGAUAUGGACGGAAGUCUCCGUUGGCCGUAGGUGGUGCGUGGCCGCACGGAUAUUCGCCGUUUCUCCUCGACAACAUCGAAGUCUUGGAUAUCGGCUGCGACUAUCCGAAACUUGCUGAGCAGGUCAAUUUGCUCAUCCGCCGCUGCCCUAACCUGCGUACCAUUCGUCGAAUUGGCUGGCAGGCGGUAUGCAUAGACACAACGCUGUCGCUGGACCAGCGCCUGGAGCGCCAGCCCUACAACGUCGUCGACUACUACUACCGAGAGCCCUGCAAGGACUCCAUCGUGGUGCGUUUUGCCACGGACCAACCCCGCCACACCAUUCAUUUCAAUUAUGAUAACGACGCACACAGGCAUGGCCUGCGCUUCGACUUCAUCACGGGGAUGAAUCAAAAGUGCACUCUUCGUGAAAUUGUCAUCGUCCUUUGGAGGAACGCACCGGUGGGCCCAGAAGACGAUGAUGAGCAAGACACGCACCCUGAUGAAGAAGACGAAGAGACACACCCUACUCAAGGACACCACUGGUGCUAUGCCUAUACACACGAGUAUGAGCUGUUUAUUGCUGGUAAUUUCACCCACGCUCUCGAAAGCUUCUUGCUCGGUGGUGGUCGCCUGACGUUCGUCGGGUUGGAGCGGUUUCGCAAGGGCAGCGAACUCGUGAACAUGGAAGGUCUUCUUAGGCGCCUUAGGCCACCCCACGGUGAAUUCCAUGAUCUGAGCGCAUUGGUUCGCCAGAUUGAUUGCGUCACCUUGGAGGCGUGGUGGACAGAGCUCGGCCCACGAAAGGAAGAGGAGGGCCUCUGGAACCCGCCUGAACGCCCUGAUAUUGAUUACUGCUGUGCCUGCGGAUUUGUCACGGACGGGGACGAUGAGGACGGAUCGUCGGCCUCGAGCACCUCUUCCUCCCAUUCUAGCCACGAAGACGACGAUAGCACCCAUUCAGAUGGGUCCGACGACGAUGAUUCAGAUUACGUCUACGAGUCUCCUGAUGAGGACGAAACCGACACCGAUUCCUCGGGGGACGCCGGCUCGGACCACACCGACCAGCUGGACGGAUCGCAUUACGCCGACGAGUCCAGCACCGACGAGUCGACGGCGGUCGGGUCUGCCGAAGACGAAGGGAACACCACUGGCGAUACUGAGUGGAUAUAA